Molecule: messenger RNA, 261 nt
Organism: Gregarina niphandrodes
Lineage: Eukaryota; Apicomplexa; Conoidasida; Eugregarinorida; Gregarinidae
Exons: 1
Coding region: 1-261 (86 amino acids)
Source: RefSeq, a predicted model, not a curated record
AUGUUGUCGGCUGGUAUCAUACGGCCAUCACAGUUACCUUGUGCGGCAAAAUCUGGAUACGGAAAGGAUAAACCCCUAAGAGUAUGCGGAAGCUACAUUCCGCUCAAUAAGUUACUCAAAUACUCAAAGAACAACAUGGUAUCCGAAUAUGGAGGAGUUACUCCAGACAGCUGCUACCGGAACAUACUAUACGAAACUCGACCUCAAGUGCCUCUGAAGGAAACGUCCAAACCUCUAACUACCUCCUACGGUCCAGACUGA